GGGACUGAGCUUUCUACCAGCAAGACUUAUGUACACGGGGGAGGUUGGCCCUUGGUGUGCGGCGAACGAAAUGGAGGCUGCAGGAACCGCGUCCCUCUUUCUAGACCACACAGCAGCCGCAGAAGUGCGCAUAUCGUUGAUAGAGGGAACCUAUGUUUGUAUCCGGGUUACCCCGCUGGACCUUGACGGCGAUACGAUUGGAACAGGAAGCGCCAGUAUGCACCUCGCUGCAGCAACCAGUAGCAGUGCGGCGAUGCUUCCUGCCUCUUCAAAAUUACGACACAUGCCUGUCUUCUUCCACUACUGCCGAUAUGACAGCAUUUUUUUCGCAAGUGAUGAGGAGGCUUUAGCAACUCAGGUAGGGCCGGAGCAAAGAGGGGGAUCAGCUUCGCACAGGGAAGCUGUACUGGAACAAGAGAAGCAAGACUUGCUCAGGCAACUAAAGACUCAGACAAACUGGCCGCACACCAGAGGCGGAAAGGUAGUAGCUAAUGAUGGUGGGAUGGAAAUCGAGGAGCAGCGGAUUUGGCAGCAACGAGGUGUCGCAAUUGCGAAACUCGUGGAUUUCGAUCUCGCGAAUCCUGACAGACCUCAUGUGCAACUGAGCAGGCAAAACCUGGCUUUACAACCUGAAGAUCAUGAGCAUCAGGUCUAUGCAACCACCUCCUGCUCUUCACCUGGAGAUCCACAUCAAGAAACCGCGCACGAUCAACAAAAACUGGGCUUGCCCUCAAUAUUUGCCCCUGGCUUCGCGUACAAAACGAGCCGGCAGUGUCCUUGUGACCUCGCACGAGAACUGCAUCGGGAAUCGGUGUGCGUUGCGCGGCAUCUCCGGAAGGAGCGAAUGAGUUCGACGUGUGUGGGACGGCAACAAUCCUACACAUUCUUCUACCGCUCGCGCGAAGACAUGCUCUUAGCCCGAAAGUCUGCGGGAAGUUGGACAGGAAGAGCGAUUCAGCAACAACGCCGAGGCGGCUCAGCGUUCCUCAAUGAACAUGGUAAAGUGGUCGGCGCGCUGGCUGCCAGUACGAGCGCGAUCGCUUCCGGGCUUGGGCCUGCCGGCGCGGCUUCGAAGACUUCUAUGUUGUUGUAUCCGAGAACCCAAAAGAAUGCCACAAUGGCAACAUCAUCCGGUCCGUUGCAUGGGUCGUUGUACAAUGGUAAAAACGCACAUCCUCAUCUUGUACUUGAUCAUCGUCGUUCUUCAUCGGGCGCUGCAGAAGGAGUAGCGGGAAUUCUUUCUCAUACCUUAGAUUUGCGAUAUCUCGAAAUCUCCAUACACGAAAGCUCACUUUUUCGUGCUCCGCGUCGUAUCCUGUACCACCUUCGGGCACACGACCCGGCGAAAAGGAGGACGAAGUAUUGCUCGCUAACGCAGCGUGAGCUUUUCAUCGCGUUUGGCGAGACUCAUCUUAGUUGCGGUUUGCUGCAAUUGCUACGUAACGCGCGCUGCUCGGCGAGUGCAUCGGAUGCGAUGCACGCUAGAAUCACCAAUCUUGCUCACCUUAUCUUCAACAACGAACAUCUUCAGCAGGAGGAUGAAAUCAAAACAAGUAAACAAGGUGUUCACCCACUGCAAAAUCAGGCUGAACACGAGCCGAAUCUUCAAGAAGUACAAGAGUUGCAAGAACCCUUAGGAAUAAACAAGGCGCACAGCAGUAACCACGAAGAUUCUGACUCCGAUAAUGUGGGGUCUCAGAAGGCUGCAGCUCAAGUCCUGUUACCACCACCACUGCCGAUUCGACUGCGCGAACUGAACAAGGAAAGGCGGCAGGCGACCUGCCUCCAAGUGAGUUUAGUCGGGGGUCGAGUUCAUGAUAUCGAAAUCGUCGCGAGAACCAUGUCCUCUUCUGGGUCGCUUAUAGAAAAGUAA
This is a messenger RNA of Amoebophrya sp. A25, 1873 nucleotides long. The record is from the annotation of a GenBank genome assembly. Lineage: Eukaryota; Dinophyceae; Syndiniales; Amoebophryaceae.